Molecule: messenger RNA, 4216 nt
Organism: Salvelinus fontinalis (brook trout)
Lineage: Eukaryota; Metazoa; Chordata; Actinopteri; Salmoniformes; Salmonidae
Gene: ero1a
Product: endoplasmic reticulum oxidoreductase 1 alpha
Exons: 16
Coding region: 196-1578 (460 amino acids)
Biological process (GO): protein folding in endoplasmic reticulum
Cellular component (GO): endoplasmic reticulum membrane; endoplasmic reticulum
Molecular function (GO): FAD binding; thiol oxidase activity; protein-disulfide reductase activity
Source: RefSeq, a predicted model, not a curated record
GACAAUGACUCCCAUUGAUAGGGCGGAGACAUGAGCGUCUCGUCAUUAUAUAAAACAUCUCUGCUCAUGAGCAUGGGAUAAAUCGUUUGAUGAAUCAUACAUACAUACCCUUACCUCGGUGUGACUGGAGCAUUUUCCUCCGAAUUAACGGCAACGUUUAGCUUAAAACUUUUAAAAGUGUUGAAUUACAACGAAAUGAAGCGGUAUGUUUUUCUGGGUGUUCUUUCGAUGUAUUACCUCCAAGUGUCAAGCUCGAGCUCUGCCGCGCACGGGUGUUUCUGCCAGGUGACCGGUAGCUUGGAUGACUGCACUUGUGAUGUGGAGACAAUUGAUGCCUUCAACAAUGAGCGACUCUUCCCCAAACUUCAGAAGCUGCUUGAGUCUGACUAUUUCAGGUUUUAUAAGGUGAACCUGAAUAAGCCAUGUCCAUUCUGGACAGACAAUGGCCUCUGUGGGCAAAAGAACUGUGCCGUGAUACCAUGUACACCAAAUGAGGUUCCAGAGGGAAUCAAAACAAAUGGCCAUCACAAUAAGUACUCAGCUGAAGCAAACAACCAGGAGUGUGAGAAGGCUGAGACGCUUGGAGCAGUGGACAGCUCCCUCAGUAAGGAGACCAGGCAGGCCCUCCUGGAAUGGAACAAGCAUGAUGACGAGGCAGAGCGAUUCUGUGUGAUUGAUGAUGAGGAGUCUCCUGAUUCCCAGUACGUGGAUCUACUGCUAAAUCCAGAGCGCUUCACUGGAUACAAGGGGCCAGAGGCCUGGCAAAUCUGGAACAGCAUCUAUGAGGAGAACUGCUUCAAACCGUACACUGUGAAGCGACCUCUAAAUCCUAUGGUAUCUUACAGUGGAACUGAUGGGAAGACAUUUUACAGUUGGCUGGAUGGCCAGUGUGUGGAAAAGAGGGCUUUCUUUCGGCUCGUCUCUGGGCUCCACUCUAGCAUCAACAUACACCUGAGUGCCCGGUACCUCCUAGAUGACAACUGGUUCCAGAAGAAGUGGGGUCACAAUGUCUCUGAGUUCCAACAACGUUUCGAUGCCCAGCUGACCAACGGCGAGGGCCCAAAAAGGCUGCGCAACCUCUACUUCCUCUACCUGAUCGAGCUGCGUGCCCUGGCCAAAGUCCUGCCUCUUCUCCAGCGCCCCUCCUUCCAGCUGUACACUGGCCAACCCACCCAGGACCGACAACACAAACGCGUUCUCCUAGAGCUCCUCCAGGUGGCCAAGUCUUUCCCUUUGCACUUUGACGAGACGUCUCUGUUUGCUGGGAAUAAGGAGGAAGCUGCCAAUCUCAAGGAGGAUUUCAGGCUGACCUUCCGCAACAUCUCCAGGAUCAUGGACUGUGUGGGCUGCUUUAAGUGCAGGCUCUGGGGAAAACUACAGACUCAGGGGUUAGGCACAGCCCUGAAGAUCUUGUUUUCCGAGCGACAGAUCGAGGCUCUGCCCAAAUCCAGCAGCGGCCGGCUCACUUUCCAGCUCAGUCGCCAAGAGAUAGUGUCUCUCCUCAAUGCCUUUGGAAGGAUUUCAACCAGCAUCAGAGAGUUGGAGAACUUCCGAUCACUGCUGUCUAAGGUCCGGUAGCCUGAGCCCACACGUCCCUACAGAGAGCCACAUACCCACAAAAGAAUAACCAGGCUGAUUAGAAAUGAUUCAAAAUACAACAGCAUCAGCAUGUAGCUGGGGUGUUUGGGGCUGCUGAAAGACACAAGUGAAAGUCCUGACAAGUGACUUACAAGGGGUCUAACUAAACAAACAAAGGAACAUGGGCCGUAGCCAAUCCCCUUUUAGCUACUUGCCAAUAAGGGUGUUUUCACACAGUUUUGAUCUACAGUUCGAAUCAGAGUUUGAGUAUUUGUUACAUUGUUUUUUUUUAAAUUGUUCCGGUUGGUUUCACAUGCGGGUCACAAAUGUCAAACGAACUAAAAUUCCUAAACAAAACCACCUGUCCAUUCAAGGCAUCGUUUUUUGGGGACAAAAAUGCUCACGUUAAAUCAAUCUGAUUAUCAUGAAGCAUUUUAAAGUCACACGUCAAAUAACACAGUUUAAUUGUAGAAUCUUGUGUUGGACCGCAACUUCUGGUAUUCUUCAGUUCAUGAAAAGAAAUAGCUAGCCAGCUACUAAAACCUGUUGCCCAAAGCUAACGUUAUACGCAGCCAGCUAGCUUCAUGAGGCACGAUUGGACCGGGUUAUGUGUUAUGAAGCUAGCCACAAUGACGAUUAGGCACAAUAUUGGAAUUUGCCAUUUUGCCUUUUUGAAAGUGAUGCAGAAGGUUACAAUUGGUGGUCCUGCCUUAUUUAGACUAGAUAAUGUCAAACAAGGUUGGAAUGUGAAGCAAUGAAAUAGGGUGUCAGUCUACUUGGUGACACACACAGAACACAACUGUGAAGAGUUUACACAAAUAUUAGCGUUGUAGCUCUUAUCGCGGGACUGUGACUGGGUGAAAUCACCUCCCAGUUAGCCUAUUGUGUGUAUUGACAUUCAUAUUGCACUGUACAGCUUUACCUAAGGAGUGGGGAUCAAUGAAAUGGGCUAUCAGUCUACUCAAUACCCAAUAUAUUUUUUCCCAACGUCCUCCUCAGAGGUAUCAGACUUGUUUUUCCUCUGGAAUAGUGUUCAAUACACAUAGGUUGAGAAUAAAUGUGGCUCAGUUCUUUCAGAGUCCCACAAUAAGAACAACGAUACUAAUGUUCUCAGGGUGUCACUGAGUAGACUGAUACCCCAUGUCAUUGAUCCACAAUCCAUAAUCCAUAGGUAAGGCUAGUGGUUGUGUUGGGCCAGUAACCGAAUGAUUGCUAGAUCGAAUCCUCAAGCUGCCAAGGUAAAAAAAAAUCUGUCGUUCUGCCCCUGAACAAGGCAGUUAACCCACUGUUUCUAGGCCAUCAUUGUAAAUAAGAAUUUGUUCUUAACUGACUUGCCUAGUUAAAUGAAGGUUAUAUAUGUAUAUAUAUAUAGAUGAUAUGUAUAUGUGUAUAUGUAUAUAUAUAUAAAUGUUGUACAGUGAAAUAAGUAUGCCCCUAAUGCAAUUCUAAAGUCUAAUACAUCCAGUGUGAAUUAAACAGAUUAUUGUCUUUUGAUUUUAUAUGACAUUUCAACCUCGUUUAGCAUGAUCUAUUCAAUUAUGUCAUAAUUCUACUAUUUGUAUUCAUUUGCAUCACUGUCAAUGACACUUUUAUUUUGAAGGCUAACCGCAAAGUCCACUAUUGUGGCUAGCUUCACAUAGAUGGUCCGACCACCAUUCAUCAAAUAAGAACGGUCUUAUAAAUUAGGGUUAUUUUAGAUGACACCAAGCUAGCUAACUAUAGCUACUGAAACAGAUUGUCGUUUUGCUUUGUUUUUGGGGAAGAACAUUGUUUGCAUCCAUGAGCUAGCUAUCUUUUUUUAUGACUAGCACUGUAGGUGCGCGAGACAACUUUACCAGCAUCAUAACAUACGUAUCGAUGAAUCGUUGUGACAUAUGAGUGAUUGUGUAAUAACUAUGUACAAAAAUUAUGAACGCGUUAAAUGUAUGUGACGUGUAGUCAUAUUCAGGUCCUGAUUGGUCAACAAGCUUAUUUGACACGUCUAAUAGUGUUGUUUGACGUGUAUCUUGUUUUGACAUGCAAAGACCCAAACGGUGUUCCAUAGUAUAGCUCUCCACUAAUCUGCAUCGGAUGCGCUCAUAGAUGGGCUGCUACUCUGAGAAUGUUUCAGAAAUACAAAGUUAUGAUGCUGCGUGCAUUUCAUCAAAUGGUCGCAGUCAAACAACCAUUAAUACUGCAGUUAUGAUGCUGCGUGCAUUUCAUCAAAUGGUCGCAGUCAAACAACCAUUAAUACUGCAGUUAUGAUGCUGCGUGCAUUUCAUCAAAUGGUCGCAGUCAAACAACCAUUAAUACUGCGCGACUCGGGUUAUUGUCCUGUGUUUGGUCUGAACCGCACCACGGUACAAAUUAAUCGGGGAAAACCCGCUCCAAACCAAGUGGAUGUGAAAGCCCACUUAGAUACUGAAUUAGGUAAAAAUAAAAAGUUGGACAGUUUUGCUUCCAGUACUUUUUCACAAUGGGUUUAUUGGCGAGUGGUUGACUACGUUAUCCUCAAACAUUUUGCACACCACAUAUGUAAAACGCGUUGACCAUUGAUAUGUGUACACUCCUCAGGGCUUUUCUAUGUGCUGUAAGGCAACUGAAUGUAAUGGGAUGCUUUCUAUGAGUGAAAAAAUAAACAUUGGCGUGUCCUACAUCA